Messenger RNA from Rotaria sp. Silwood2, 779 nucleotides. NCBI's taxonomy places the organism in Eukaryota, Metazoa, Rotifera, Eurotatoria, Philodinida, Philodinidae. The record is from the annotation of a GenBank genome assembly.
UUUAUCCUUUUUUUCGGAAAAAAAUAGGGAAAAGUCAAAAAAAAUCUAGACCAGGCUGGUAAAAAAGUUGUUUCUAUCGGUCGGUCACGAAUUCUCUACCGAACCGGACCGGACUGGCAGGUUACCGUUGCCGGUUGCAGCUCUGGUGCAGAAGGCUUUAUAGCAGUGGAUCUUUCACAUUUCACUAAAACUCAAUAAUAUUUAUUUGAAAUUCUUUCGAUUUCAUUUGGACUUUUUAGUGGUAUAUAUGAAAAUUCUUUUGAUCAGAAAGAUAUUGAUGGUAACAUAUGACUUGAUGGAGAAUUAUUAGAUGAUCAAACAGAAGCAAAUUUUUUGAACCAUCAAAAAAGUUUGGUGAAUAUCUUCAAAUUUAUACUGAACAAGUUUCCUCGAAAAUUACUUGGGAUACUCAAAGGAUAAAAAGUAUUAAUAAACCAAUAACAUGGUUUCAAUCAUGAUUUGAUUUGGAUCAUUGUGUACGAGAAGAUACCAAUGCUAAUCCGAUUUUACUUGAUGCUCAAGGUCUUAAGCGUGGUCAUGCAUUUAUUAAUGGAAAUGAUCUUAGACUUUAUUGGUUAAUUCAAAGUAUUUGUCAAAAUAACUCACCUUGUUGUCAUCAACAUGCUGAAACUAAUUUUUUAAAACCAACUCAACGUUAUUAUCAUAUUCCAUCUAAUUGGCUUAAAUCGAAAAAUAAUUUAAUUACAAUAUUUGAUGCUUUUGGUGCGCCAUCAUCCGUAUCAGUUGGUCUCGUACAACGUAUCCUUACAAACUCAUAA